Meira miltonrushii is the source of this 2455-nucleotide messenger RNA. RefSeq lists its product as uncharacterized. The transcript has a single exon. The coding region runs from base 144 to 2408 and encodes 754 amino acids. Lineage: Eukaryota; Fungi; Basidiomycota; Exobasidiomycetes; Exobasidiales; Brachybasidiaceae. The record is from RefSeq and is a predicted model, not a curated record.
UGAAACAAGAUUGCUUGAACUUUGACCAACUCGAAAAAUUUCAAUCUUUGCUCAUUUCAACUUUUGCUCUUCUUCGGACAAAUUUCAAAAAAACGUAUUCCUCAAAAAAUAACAUUCGUAUCCGAUUCAAUACUAUCAACAAAAUGCAUUUCUCUCACGCUCUCGUUACUGCUUUGACAGUUAUUGCAACUCAAACAAGUGCUUUGCCUCUCCGUAAUGCUGCUGGUCCAAGUAGCGGCAUGCAAGCCAGAGGUGUGAAUGCAUGGCAGCAAGGUACCAUUGAUACUUUGGCAUCUCGUGGUGUAGACGUUGACGCUGCUCGUGAAAGCGUUGGUGUUUUUGCACGUUAUGCUGAUGUCAAGGAUGACCAUGAACGUAGUCUCUUUAUCGCUCGCGAUUUGAGCAAACGUGGUAUCCUUGAUAUGUUGGUUGCCGCUCUUCGUGAUAUUGUCGUGGAAUUGUUGGGCAAAAGUGGUACAGCACGUAAACGUGAUGCUGAUCAAACCACAAAUCAAUUACAACAAUUGACCGGUUUGAAUUUCUCAACACCGAGUGAAGCUCGUGCUUCUUGGUCACAAAUGCUAGACGCUCUCAGUAAAGCAUUAGAACAAGAAUCAAAAACGCUCAAACAACAAGCAAACGUGAACGGAACUGCUUCUGCUUCAGGUGAAAAGGCAAAAGGUACUGCCACCUCUGUCAAAUCACAAGUUUCAGCUUCAGCAAUUCCUUCAGGUUCAGCUGCUGCUUCCGCUUCUGCUUCUCCCAGCGCAACUGCUGCAGGCGCUGCUGAUCGUAAAGUGGAAACUCCUCGUCAAGGAAACAAAGCUGCCAAGAGAGCAAUCGAUCAAGAUGCUAUCGUAAUGGAAUUAGCCGCACGUCAAGAAGAAGGUGUUGAAGGAUUAUUGCAAGUCUUGCGUAAUUUGGUUGAUGCAAUUCUGAAUACAUUAUUGCCAAUGAGUUCUAGAAGUGAAGAUAGUGGAUCUGAAUCCUCUUCUUCUUCAUCAAAAUCUUGCCCGCCCGCCGGAACGCCCAAUGAUGGUAUGUAUAGACCAGGAUGUCCAGGUUAUGGACGUCGUGAGGUCACAGACGCAUUGUUGCAAGUUCGAGAUGCGGCAAGCAGUUCUCAAGAAUUAUCAGAAUUGAUGCCUUUGUUGGAAGAACUCAUUCAACGUCUUCCAGAAAUGAUGGGAGGCGGUAUUAGCUCAUCAACAUCGGCAAACAGUACAAAUGCAUCUGCAUCAACGCAAGCACCACAUGCAAGUACAUCCGCAGCAGCUUCUUCUGACGGUUCUGCAAGCACUUCCACAAGACAUGACAGUGCUGCUCCAAUGAGCGCCGCUAAACUUUCCAUCAACACUCGCUCUCUAUUGGAAGCUGACGGUUUUGAAUUGGAAAAGCGUCAAUCUAGUAACAGUUUGGCAAAUGCCAUCACUCAACUAGUUGAUGAUCUUUUGGAAGGUCUAUUAGGCACAGAAAACAAUUCCACCGAUACUACUGGUGCAACAGGUGCUGCAAAGAAGGACAAAGACCUUUCUGAUGACAGCAGCUCGAGCAGCAGCGGCAGCAACAGCAACAGUCUUUUGAUGAGCUUGAUGAGCAGCUUGAACAAACGUGAUGGCGGUCUCAACCUUGACUUGUUGAACAACUUGUUGGGUAACCUUUUGAGCGGUUCAGGAUCAAGUCAAUCUUCCAACCUGAACAAUGACGGCAGCGCCAACGGAGACAAACGUGAUGGAGGUUUGAACCUCAACUUGCUCAACAACUUGUUGGGUAACCUCUUGAGCGGUUCAGGAUCCAAGCAAUCUUCCGACUCCAACAAUAAGCGUGAUGGUGGUUUGAACUUAAACUUGCUCAACAACUUGCUCGGAAACCUUUUGAGCGGUGAUAACGCCUCUCAAUCUUCCGAUUCCAACAACAAGCGUGAUGGCGGUUUGAACUUGAACUUGCUCAACAACUUGCUCGGAAACCUUUUGAGCGGUGAUAACUCUGCCCAAUCUUCUAACUCGAACAACAAGCGUGCUGAUUUCCAACCUGUUUGGACUGAACUCAAGAAUCUCGGUAACAAACAAUUUGCUUCUGCCCAUGCCGAACGUCGUGAUGCUAACUCUGGUUUCACACCCGUUUGGACUUCAUUCCGUGAUAUGGUUGAUGAUGCUUAUGCUCAUGGUGUUCAACGUCGUUCUCCUUUGCCUUCGCCCUCGCCCAAAGUUGAUACUUCCGCUUUCACACAUGCAGCAGCAAACUUUGUCAAACAAACCAUUUUCAAGCAACACGAUCGUCGUGCUAUCAACGGUGAACAAUUUCAACCUUUGAUUCACGCAGCCGGCUCAUUUGCAAAGAGUCAAAUGCAAGAAUGGACAGAUGCUUUGAACGAACAUAGCUCAAAGCACGGUAAGAUUCACGCUUAAUUUGUUUUUCUAGUGUCACCGGAUAGUAUCAGUCAUAUAUAAUCAAU